CGACUACCUCCCAAAACAAAGCGGCUUUCCCUUGCUACCGUCAAAGUGUAACGACUGGACGACUGCGUAAUCCUCAAGAAGCGUUCUGUUAAAACUCUCAGUCUGCGGUGGCUUCCACCACUCACGGAUAUUUGUUUUCACUAUCCAAUCGCGCUUCUAGCACCACCUGAAAUGCUGCCAAUCUCUGUCUACGGCACUAAGAUCCUGUCCUCUUCGCAAUCCUCCUCCUCCUCAUCGUCCGGCACUGCCUCCGGCCGGGAUGCGGCGUUAGCUGGUCGACCCUCCGACCCCCUUGCCUCCUCUUCUCAGUCCUUGGCACCCGUGCUACGAGACGGUGAAAUCCCACUGACCUACGGUCUCGGUACGCGGACCAAUCCCUACGAUCUUCGCUCCGGUUUGCAGCUGCACCUCACCUGUCGCACGGGCUGCGGUUAUCCCAGGGCCGACCUAACUUGGACCGCUGUCAAUAGGGUAGGCAGUAUUUAAGACCGAAAUGUCUCGGCCUCCGAGUACUUAUGUACUUGAAACCUUGUUACCACGUUCCCCUUGGCUCUGAUCGAAAAGUAUGCUGUUUGUCCGUUGGAUGUGGACCUCGUCCUAGCAACCUGAAACAGUUUAUGCCCAGAUUGCACGAUACAUCACAGCAUGGGCAGCAUGGGUACUAGCUGACUGCCCAAGCCUGUUUCGCUGAUAUCCUGCCACUGCAGGACACAGCUUCGAGGAGUUCGGCUCAUCAAUGGGGUCCCCGGCGUUCCCUGCGUGUUUUCUGGUACAUACUACCAUUUUGAAAUUGCAGCUUUGUGAUUUGUUAUUUGCCAACUUGUAGCAAACCAGUCUACUUAAAGUUAGCAAUUAAUUUCUGGGGGAAUUAAAAACCCGCAAUUUCAAAACUUUAGUAUCUACUAGAGAGCACACAGAGAAUGCUAGGGGAUCCACUGAUGAGUCGAACUCCUCGCAGCUGUGUCUUGCAUCGACAGAAUAUUGGCGAAACACGUGUCGGGGCUUUUAGCUGGCACCCAUGCUGUCAAGCGUGGCGUAUGCAUAUACUACUGGCUGCCUUUUGGCAGUUUAUGAAUAUCACGCAGUUAUUCCACCGUGGUUGAUGAACUUCGGGCCGAACAUUCAUACCAAAUUUUAGUCUCAAACAGACUAAUUUACUCCAAGAGUUAGCGACUAGUUUCUGAGGAAAUUAAAAAGGUGUAGUGAAGCAGUUUGUGAAGUUGCCCUCAGGAGGCGUUGGGGACAAAUUUUUCGGAAGGAUAAUUAACCAUUGGCGGAUCCAAAAUGCGGUCUGACAGGAUUCUCGAGCACGGCAUUCGUUCAUUAUGGUGGGCGUGUUGUCGGCUCAAUGUAGCCGUAUUUCCAGAGGCUUUUUAGGAGGCAAUUCUUGAAAACGAUUGCCAGCAAUGAAGCUGUCAGUCUGUCUGGCGCUUCUCGGACAGAACGAAAUGGCCGCAUGCAGUUCUGCAAUUUGGUCAGACAAAUGCACGAACGCCCGGGUGAGGUUGGCAGUCGGUUAGAGUCACUGCCUCAAAGCCCUGUAAGCGUUAUAACCCUUUGCCAAACUGCUUUCGCGCCGAAUAAUCACCUCUCUAGCACCCGUUUAUUCCACAGUUUUAUGUUUGCGCUUCUUUUUCUGUCUGACUUUUCCAGAAGAUUGGUUUUCAUCUGGAGAUGGAGAAGGUACCCUAGAAGCCCUAAGUUUUACAGACAGUACUACGAAACUUUCUUUGCGAUACAAGCGAGGAUGCGAGUUCCAGAAACUAGUUGAUCAGAAAAAGAAAAAGGAGAAGAAGAAGAAGAAGAAGAAGAAGAAGAAGAAGAAGAGGAAGAGGAAGAAGAAGAAAAAGAAGCGAUCGCUGGAACAAGGAUUUUAUUCGCUUGAUGUUUCGGAUUCUUACUUGAACCCAACAUCAGAGACAGUGGCAGAAAAGGGGUUCAAGUGGGAAUCCGAAACGUCAGUCGAAAAAACCCUUGUUCCAGCGAUCGCUUUUUCUUCUGAGAAACUUUCUUUGCUCGGCUGGACGCGACUGUCAGCUCUGCGAGAAAUGCAACAGCCAACUUGAACCAAAGCAGAUCUAGCUCUCAAGCCGACUUAUUCUAACCGAUGUACGGUAAAAUGAUGACUGCAGUCCUAGAUUCCCCCAGCGAGACAACAUCAUCACCAUGCAGCAAUUUUUUCCGCUAUUCAUUUCAUGUGGUCGGUUACGCCGUCUUCGUCCCAAAUGUAAGCACAAGAUGGGCGCUGAAAGUAAAGUACGUCAAAGAGGGAUGCUGAAAUCGUUAGUGGGGAAAGCAGUCGAGGCUGAAACGGGGAAGGCAACCUGAUGUAUGACAAAUCGGCCGCGAGAUUAAAGGAAGCCUAGAAUCCCCGUUAAAGGCCUGGGUGGCAAGACACGCGGGCCAGCAAUACCCCAAACCUGACGGCCAACCUAACCCUAAACUCAAAGGUAAGCCCAAUCCUUAACGUAAUUGUAGGCCUAACGCCAAUCCUAAACUUAAUACUAAACCUAAACGUACAACAGACCCUUGCCCUAAGCCUAACCUUAAGCCUGACCUCAACCCUAGCAGUAACCCAAACCCUAACCUUGGCCGUAACCCUACCCUGACACUAAUCCUAACCCCAACCUUAGCAUUAAACGUAAGCCUGAGCUGCAAUUCAAACCCUAACUCCAACCAGAACCCUUAAACUUAACACCAAUCCAAACCCUAACCUCAAUCCUUAGCCUGACACCAACCCAAACUCUAAAACCAACCCUACCUCCAAACCGAAACAUCAGGUUUCCCUUUUCCCUUUUAGCUUUGGCUACUUUCCCACUAACGAUUUCAGCAUCCUCCUUCGGCUUGCUUUACUUGCAAUGCCCGCAUUGCGCUUACACUUGGGACUAGGGCAGCAUAACCGAUCCCUACCGGAAUUUGUUUUAAUCGUAGAUCAGUUGGUCUAUUUACUCGCUCUAAACUGACUUUUUCACUUUGUUUGUCUGAACCACAUUUUGAAGGUCAUGUGUACACUGCGCUAGCGUCGUUUCGAAGGAAAUUUAAUAUGGCAUAAAUUUCGCACAUAAUUCAUUCACGAUUAUCAAUGAUGCCGACGGUUGCAGUUUGCGGCUGAUACGUCACAUUUGUAGUCCUUCGAUGCUAUUUACUUCACGUACCCGUAUUUUUCCGCGGUAGAUAAAAAGCGUUUUGCCAAAAAAUUUUGGAACAUCCUUUCAAAAUCAAGUAUAAUCUCUCUCUCUCUGCCUCUCCCUCUCUCUCUCUCAGCCACUCACCCGCCCAAUAUCUUUGUACAUGCUAGUGGUUUUAAGACCUUGUGUUUUUCUUACACCCAACAUACGCUCCUUCUCUGAUCGUGCCAAUGAGACUUAGACUUUCCCCGGCCCAUCAUCAUCAUCCUGUUACCAGACACGGACACUCGAUUGGUGCAUGAGAGAGAGAAGUGAAAAUGAGACCGACGCCGGGGAAUCCAUCCCCACGGCACACCAGCACUUGAGUCUACAACGACGCGCUCUAAGUCGUGACUGGUAAGGUUGCCAACCAACAGGUCAGGCUCUAGUGACUUGUUCUUAAUGUGCACUCGCACACAUGUGAAAUCCGUGCCGCCCUUUCAGCAGCCUGGUGCAUGCAAUGGAAAUCGGAUCGUGCGUGGUACGCGUAGAGGGACUACUUAGUUAUAUCAGCCAUCGCGCAGGGGGUUUACCCCCAGUAGCCUUGACCUUGUCUACCCAGUUGAGCAAGGUGGCUGAGGGAGGAGAGAGUGCGGAAGAUGCAUCGCAAGUCCGUGCCACUGCAAGCUAAUUCGCGCGCGCGAGUCACCAUUGCUGGCCUACUCUGUAUGACACACGCACUGGGCCUUAGGAUUGGGUCUGCCCCUACCCUAAACCUAACCUGUCUCCAUCCUCUACUACGCAGCUGGAUUUACAAUUUCCCAGAGAAUUUUUAAGGACGCUUCUAGCCUAAUCUCAGCUUGAACGAAUAAGUCAGGACGGAGGAGGAGUACCUGCAAUGGUCUUUACCAUUUAGUGGCUGGAUUUCAAUCCGACGCCAGUUUAACUUCCCCUCCCUAUUCGUUCCCUUUCCAGUGAGAUGCCGACCAGACGCGCCCUCUUGGGGUGGUUAACAGACUCUGUCAAAUGCGCUUCGCAGGUUGUCGUCCGCCGCUACUCUUCAAACCAUUUUGUUUUCUCUCUCUCCCCUCCGAUAGCUACUGUUUCCUAUCUCGCAUUCAACUUUUUCUCCCCCCCUCCUCCUUCUGUGUAGACUGACACCCAGACGAAAAAACUGCCCGCCGACUCGAUAGUCGAUGCUGCACCCUGUUACGGUUCCGAUGCCACGAAAAACAUGACGACAACCAGAUCGGAGCUGGUCGUGCAUUGUGCAUCGCCCCCAUUGGUUGGUCUCAAUAGACUCGAAUGCACAGCCACCGGAGACUAUGAAGUCGCGGGUCUAACCAAACACGUUUUCGUUCUCUGUCCUGGUACGUUAUCCCUAUUAUUUAACUAUUUUUUAAUGUUUCUAUACUCCCUCCUGUUUGUAACCACAGCUAAUCUUCGUCAUCAGUCUGGAACCGAAAAGAAGCAAAUCUUUGCUUCGAAGAGCAAUUCGCCCCCUAGGCACCAGCUGUGUGUUCCUCGUUUUAAUACCUCUGAAUCUGGCGCGGUUGAAGCUUUCAUUUGCCAUGGUGGUAUUGACGAUGCCCGACUGUCUACCUUCGGGGUAGCAACCUUGCAAACUAUAGUUAAUGCGGAUAUAAAUGUAACUCAUGCGUGUUCCUGCUUUUUUCCUUCAGUACUAUCAGUGAGACAGUUUUGGCAUUGCCUCUUCAGUUGACCGCAUAUCCUGAUCCCCAGAAAGGAAAUAAGUCGUCGCAAUUUAGAGAAAAGGGUCCUCUGUAUUCCUGGUGAUGUGUACUUCAAGUGGUGCAGAAACGCUGGAUGCUCUGGGAAGGUGGACGAACAAUAGAGCAUUCGGAAGGUAGUGUGAGCAUGUGCGAGCUGAUAAGAAGACCGGAAAAUGAGAACAUUGAAAUAACCGUAAACAAUAUUGCCUGGAGACAUUUGCUGAGUCGUUCGUUAAUUGCUGAACAGUAAAACAUUCAUUCAGGAACGGUAACUGAAAGUUGGCAGCCCGUCUCCUCGAUCUCACGAUGCCGUACUUGGCGCCAAGUUAGUCCUUAUAGACACACCCUCUCGAUAUGUCUUAUUUACUUACUUGUACUUGGUACGGCUGUGAUUGUGCCUGAUCUAGCCGACCUCGAUGGUGUCCCGAACUGUACCCAUCUCCACGUGUGACGACCUACGGUAGCAGAUCUGGCCAGUUCAACCCAUUUUCUUCGACAACGAUGGAGACUGAAUACCGAUGGUUCAGGAAACACCUCCAUGUCUUGAUGAACUGUGUCAAGUCAGGUUUCGAGUUGACCCCCUCUUCGACGCCUCCAAUGAGGUAACGGUGUUGAAUCGACGACGCUGAUCUCCUGAGGUGGAGGUGCCAAAACCACCUCAGUCGGCUUUCUUGGAUUGCCUGGGUUAUCCCUACGAUGUUGUCGCAGCAGAUGCAGACUGUCUCAUUUGAGACGAAGUCUGUGUACGUCCCUCAAAGGAUGGUCCUUGCACAGUGGUGGUCAAAUACCUCCAUUUUUCGCUCGUCCUCCGCACGUACAGUCCAAUACUCACAACCAUAGAGAAGGAUGGACCGAAUAGAUCCACGGUACACGGGAAUAUUAAGUGGCGAUGGAGGCGUCGCGUCAGAUCCAUGGGCAUUUUUUAAGGCUUGAGAAAACCCGUCGGUGAUCGGCCAUCAGUGAUCCCGACCACGGCUAGCGUAGGCAGCUUUUUGUGCCUGUUGACCGAGCGGUUAUUGGACAUCCCGGCAUCGACAUGUGAUCGUCACCUUGACUCCCAAUCUCAAAAAGUCUUGUCUGCGCAGCAUCAGCUCCCACCUUCAACGUGGGGGUCUGGUUUCAGAUCCAGCCUGCCAGUCUUCGUGCUUCCGCGUCCCCUAUCAAUCGAUGAAUGGAGCCCCAUGUAUGACUUAACAUUAAUGCUGCGACCUCUCAAGGCCAAUCGACACAGUGCCCUUUGCUGAUUGGCUGUGGACUGACAAGGCCUAUUCGCACGUACUGGGGACUGACACUUGCCUGAUGAAACGACUUGCUGCACCCGCAUGCUCAUUCGCUUGUACGCUCCCUAACCUCAGAAAAGUAUGUCCUAUGACUCUGCCCGCUCCAACUUUUGAUCUGGGAAUCUCCGAGUUGUCGAGUCGUUCCACUUCGAUAUGGUCACCAGUUGGCUGUCGGUGUUAUUUCCGGUGGUAAGUUCUAGGGGGGAGGGAGGGGGAAGUAGAGCUUCCCCUGUUGUGACUUGUAGAUCGCUGAUGAUGGAAUUCCUGUGCUGUGUACAGCCGUCAGUCUCCUCCUGAUCAACGAUGCCGAACAUGUAGUUAGGGUAGCAUGCCCAAACGUAAGGUUUAUACGCCGCGAAAGGUCGUCCUUCGAGAUUUUAGAGGACCAUCUCACCAACUAACUCAGAGAGUCCUAAAUCAGUCUGACGCCUGUUUUGGUUCGACGCAUCUUCAGUAAAGUCCUAUGCGGGUUGUAUCAAGUCAGUGUGCAGCCGUGAUUUGUAUUAUUACAUUUACUUUCCCAAACUCGUCUUAUUUUUAAUUGGCGCCCUGUGCAGUGAAAUGCGAUGUGGUGAGACGUGCAAGAUCAUGUUCCUGUAGGUCUUCAAAAGUCGCUUCUGCCCCUUUUUUCGGGUUUUUCUCCUCUGGGCUCUUGUUGUUUUGGCGCCCAACUUCGAGGCAGUCGUUACCUGAGAACUCACUUAGUGGUAGAGUGGCGCACACCGAUCGUUCUUACGGAACGCACUCGUUCCGUUGUGCCUCACGGGCUCUCUCUCGAGCCCAACCAGCAGCAACACAACGGCGCAUGAUAUAGGCCGAAUGUUAUUACCGACAAGGACAAAGGAGACUUGAAUGACAAUUUCUGGCUUAUUAGCGGUCGUCAGUCAGUCAUACCCAACCCCGAAGUGUGGAACACCUGAGCCUCGAUCCCGCGACCUGUUAGUUAGAAAUCCAAUGCCUCUAACCACUGAGCCCGGGGCUCGUUGUCCUGUCGGUUUUGAUCGGGAAUUUACAAUGGUAGAGGGGCGCUCACCGAUGACACCUCGGGUUCACUAUGUCCUAGUGCCGUUAGUGGACUUUGUGGUGUUUUAUGGGCUGGAACCCACCUCUUUGCGCUCUGAUGGCACAACUACCGUUCGUGUGUCAACAACUGCUCAUUCUUUAGCCUCAGGAUUCUGUUUACCCCGCAAUUAACAUUCACUGAAGGUCGUUCGCCUAUUUUCAGCCAGUUGAUACGCUAAGUAGCCAGAAGCCAGGCUAAGAGUUGGUCACUUACUGGUAAAGUCGCUUAGCCUCCCCCCCUACCGCGGUUUAACGCCUCACCGCCUUCUUGAGUAACUUCCGUGGGUUAACAAUUUCGUCGUCCACCUAACAUUUCCGGUGGCAAAAUCAGAACAGCGGUUUCAAAAGGGUAUUGGACUGUGGACGUUACGCCCACCAUUUAAACCGCAUGGGGACUCUCUGAUGCCGAUUAUGAUCAACACUGUCAUGCUGGACAAUCCAAAAGGAGUGAGUGCAGUAAUACGCUAAAAUUUUAUCCUUGCCGGUGGAUCGGGAACGUCUUCCAAAAACGUUCCCAUUUCCUAUAUUGCAGCACCGGCGUUUACCACAUUCAACCAAACACGAGGACAUCUGAACAUCUCUAGAAAACCAAAUACGAAAUUUAGGGUGUUUGCUUACCGCUUUGUGAAUAUGGAGCACACAAGUUCGCCUGCUUGAUGUCAGUUACAGUGAAAUUUUAACCGGAAUUCUGAAAUGAGUUUUCGAUUAGAAAGGAUUACUUAGGUGGGUUGUAAUACUGAUUAUCAUGCGACAUAGUCCCCUAACAUUCAGAAUGGGCCAGGAUGUCGGCUUUUGGAUGCACUUCUUCGACCUAUAGAAACCGUACUCGGUAGGAAAUGACUACUUAAUUAGCAUGCCUUUUUUACAUUGGUUUUCGAUGGUCUUACAAAUUCAAACAUAUUUUAUAGAAAACGUGCACAAAAAUAACCUCUUACUCCUUUGGUGUAAAAUCAUGUUGUCUCCACAGUUUGCACCCAUAUUCAGGAGAUAUUUUGGCUUCGAAAAAGUUUCUAAUUCUGAGAGUUUUUAGCUUUGUGUAAUGUCUAUUCAUACAGCAUCGUGCCCGUACGUUUAUCAAUGCUCCUCCUGAAAUGUAUAACGUAGUCCGCGUUGCAAAAUUUUAUGAUCUCUAUAUGGUAUCUUCUUAUAGGCCUAGAGGAAUAUAUGAUUCUUACGCGGAAAUCGUUAGCGUUAAUUCGACGGCUGAUCAGGCUCGUAAUUGUUCAACAACUGGAAAACUUUUUUAAAACCAAAAAAUAUUCCCUCAUCAGGUAUAAAGUAUGAAGACAACGUGACUUUCUACAAAAGGAGUAAAAGGAAACAUAUUUUGUGCAAGGUUUCUAUAAAAUAUAUCUUAAUGUAUAAGAUCGUCGAAAAUCAAUGUGAAAAAUGCAUGCAACUUAAGUAUGCACUUUUACCGAGAGCGGUUUCUAUGGAAGGUCUAAACGAGUCCAAACUAUUAUAGGAUUAUGCCGCAUGGUAAUCAGUACUGCAACCCCACUUAAGUACACCUUCCUAAUCGAAAACGCAUAUCAGAAUUCAGGUUAUCAUUUCAAGAGCUCGCUCGCUGCCUGUAAAUACUUCGUUCCAGUUGAAAACUUACCGAACAUAUACCAUUCAAUAUUUCAUGAGUGGAACACUUCAUGCAUUGCGUUCCAUACCAAGCUACAAUGAGGGGGGAUCUUGGACCUCGCACAGGCGAAAGUUGCCAUAGAGAUCACAUUAAGGAGGAGCUAUUUCAACCGGAUCGUCAGCCAUGAGCUGGACCGAGUUACCGCCGCAACUGCCAAACUUCUCAGACGCAACUGAAAACGCGCCCUGUCUGACCUCUCCAAGAGACAGUUAAUGUCACACAGACGCCAGAAAAUUAUAUGCAGAGACAGGGGAAAACUCACUCGAAAGAGAAAAGGACAGAGGCCGAUCCAGCCUUCCGGGAGGGUGCCAUUCUAGACGAUAAACUUUCCAUUUUUGGUGGCUGCACCGAGCAAAAAAAACAUAUUGUGUGAUUACUUACCGUACUAACGCAGUUACUUGCCAAAAACCCCGACACACGUGUCUCGCCGAUUAUGUGCCGCUGCUUGACGCGGCUGCGAGGGGUUCGGCUCAUCAGUGGGUCCCCCUCUUGUGCUUUGUCAGGCAGUAGCGCAAGACCGGCGGUGCACGCGUGUCUGGGCUUUUAGCUAGUACCUGUGUUGUCCGUACUGCAAAUGAUUAAACAUUGUUACAUGUAGUUAUGGUGAUGACACUUAGGGCUCAUAAAACGUCGUUGCCCACUUCAUAAGCAACGUUAAAAAUGUGCUGAUGCCAUGUUGUGCUAAUUCAAAUAUAUUUUAUAAAAAACAUGCACAAAACUAUUUUUCCUUUCGCUCAUUUGGUAGCAAAUAAAGUCUUCUUUAACCUUUGUACUUUAAAAAGGAGAUUUUUUAGUUUUAAAAAAUCUCUGAAUUCCCGAAGCAUUGUGAACUUGGCCUGCCGUUGUACUUGCAUCUAGGGUUUCUGAAGUAUAAGCUGUUUACUUUGCAUACAAGGGAAAUCACACAUUGUUAUAUUGUUUUGUUUAAUUUCCGAGAAAAUUAAUGCGUGGACUUGGAGUAAAUCCUUUGGAACAGAACUUUUCAGGCACGAUCUUAAAUUUGAUGUGAGUACUUGAGCUGAAAUCCAUUAGUUACUGCGAAAUAGCCGCGUAACAUUCACAAAAUUUAUAAGCAACAUUCAAAAUGGGCUGAUGCCAUGUUGUAGUAAUUUAAAUACAGUGGGUGGGCUAACUCAUGAAAUGUCAACCGAAAUUCCGAAAUGCGUUUUCGUUUCGAAAAGAGUAAUUAAGUAGGAUUGUAAAACUAAUCAGCCUGCCAAAUAAUUCUAUAAUAUUUCAGUAACCUCAGGAUGCCGGCUCUCGAAUGAACUUCCUUCCGGCUGCAUGCAAAACUACACUAUGUAAAAAAUGACUUCUCAAUUGGCAUGCAUCUUUCUCAUUUAUUUUUGAUGACCUUAAAAAUUCAAUUAUACUUCAUGCAAAACACGUAAUAAAAUAUUCAGUUUUAGCUCUUUCGGUAGACAAUUACGUCUUCUUUCAGUUUUACACUUGAAGGAAGGGUAUAAUUAUGAUGCAAAAAUUUCUAAUUGUGAGACUUUUCAAUGACGUGAAAUGGCCGUUCAUAAAAAGUCACGCCUCUGUAUUUGCCAAUGUGGCUUGUAAGGUUAACAAUAUGAUUCAAAUCCACUGCUAAAUGUUAUGAACUCUCCUCUUAAUACCGUAGAGAAAUAUAUCGUUUUCCGUACGCAGAAAAUAUACGACUUGUAGUUUGGAAACCCUGAAUGCAAGUGUAACGGCAGGUCGGGUUCAAAAUUAUUCGGAAGUUGGAAAAGUUCUUGAAAACCAAGUUACAUUCUUCGAGUAUAAGGUUGGAAGAAGACCUCAUUUUCUGCCCAAUGAGAAGGGGAAUGAAUAUUUUUAUGCAUGUUUUCCAUUAAAUAUAAUUGAAUUUUUAAGGGCAUCAAAAAUCAAUGAGAAGAAUGCAUGCCAAUCGAGCAGUCAUUUUUACGUAGUAUAGUUUUUGCAUGCAGCCGGGAAGAAGUUCGUUCGAAAGUCGGCAUCCUGAGGUAACUGAAUUAUUAUACAAUUAUGCUGCACGAUGAUAAGUAUUGCAACCCUACUGAAUUAUUCUUUUCGAAACGAAGACGCAUUUCGGAAUUUCGGUUGACAUUUCAUAAGUUAGCCCAUCUACUGUAUGUUUUAUAAAAAAACAUGCACAAAACUAUUUUUCCUUUCGCUUAUUUGGUAGCAAAUAAAGUCUUCUUUAACUUUUAUACUUUAAAAAAACAUUCUUUGGUCUUAAAAAGCUCUCUCAAUUCCCGAAGCAUUGUGAACUUGACCUACCGUUACACUUGCAUCUAGGGUUUCUAAACUACAAGUUGUAUACUUUUCAUAUAAGGCAAAUUACACAUUUUUAUAUUGCUUUAUUUAAUUUCCGAGAAAAUUAAUGCACGAACUUGGAGUAAAUCCUUCGGAACAGAACUUUGCGGACACGAUCUGAAAUUUGAUGUGGAUAUUUGUGCUGAAGUCCAUUAGCUACUGCGAAAUAGGCGCGUAGUAUUCACAAACCGACAACAGGCAGCCAGUAAUACACAAUUUUGCAGCUACUUACAGAAAGGUAUUAGCUGAAAUCCCAGACACGCGUGUUUUGCCGAUCUUGUGCCGCUGCCUGACGCAACUGCGAGGGGAUGGGCCCAUCAGUGGAACCCCAGCCUGAAAUUGUCUGUCCCCAACAAUUUACUCCAAGUUCAUGCAUUAAUGUUCUCGGAAAUGAAAUAAGGCAAAGAAAACUUAUUAUCGGCUCCUAUCCGGAGGACCAGAAAGAACAAGACACGUGAGAGCAUGCUAGUAACAUUUUCCGAAACUGGCCGCAGUGUGUUCAGGUGUGAGCACGUCCAUUCAAAAGCAGAAAACAAGGACCCCAACAUAUGGCAGAUAAUAUCGUAUAUUUUGCAUCUUGAUAACUAGCCCAUUUCCCUCAUCUCAUUACUCAAUUUUCGAGCCUCUGUAUUUCUCUAUCCACCGUACUCACCAGAUUUUUGUACCAUACCACAUCUUCUGUCUGUUAAAAAGGUCAUUCUCGGAGAGAGAGAGAGAGAGAGAGAGAGAGAGCACAUCCCAAGGCAGUGCUUUAAAUACUGAAACAUAUGGAGGCUGAAUGAAACCCAUCUUCCUCAUCUGCCCACUAAGGGUACUUUUAGACGUGCCUGUGCCUUCAGGGGUAGAGCACGUCGACGCAGACCAUAUUACAGUAUAUGACGUGUCUAGUGAAACGCUAACUGAAAUUUCUAAAUAGGCUAUCGACCAGAAGAGAUCGCUCGGGUAGAAUUGCAGUAUUGACUGUCAGGCAGCAUACGGUAUUUCGGCCGGCUUUUGAAUGCCCGGCCUUCUGGCCACAUGCAGUAACCAUGUUCGAUAUAGAAAGCUAAAUAAGUAGUGUGGAUUUUUGUUAGGGAUUUUUUCGUUCCCAUAUGCAUAUGCGUUCCAGCAUGUUUUAUAAAAAGCAUAUACAAACAUAUCCCACCCUGCACUCCUUUUGUGACAGCUUACGCCGUCAGAUUUCCUAUUCAAAGAAGUGCCGCUUUCGAUCUAAAAAAGCUUGCAGUUAUGAGAUUUUCUAAGACCGUGAGAUGCCUAUUCAGACAGCAUCACAUAGGUAGGUAUAUAUAUGCGCCUCUUGAGGUAUAUAAUGUGAUUUUGUGUUAAUUGCAAAAUUUUAUAAGUACCUAUACGUCGUGGAGAAAUGUAUGGUAUCCCGUAAAUAGCAAACGUACAGCAUGUAGUUUAAAACCGUUGCAAAAUUACGCCAUAUCGCUUUUUCGAUAGAAAACGAAUAAAACGUACUUUUCCGCAAAAUGUAUAAAAGGAAGAAUUCAUAUUGACCCAACUGUGAAAAAUUCGGCGCCUCGGUGGGAUUCGAACCCACGCCGUAAGGGGAAGGCUUUAGUACAGCCUAGGCUCUAACCACUUGAGCUACGAGGCCCCGCGGACGACGCGAGUUUAAUCACAUUUGGGUCAAGUUACCCGCCCAAACUACUGCGACGUCUGGAAUUCACCAAAUCUGAUACAGUACGUUGACUGCCCAAACAGGAUUUCCUAAGUAAUUCACCUACAAUCCACCAGAUGACUACCAGGCUCACGUAAUACAUAGAUGUUUUGGCAGAUUUUGGAAUAAUUCCCGCUCGGGCAGUCAACUUACUUUAUCGGAUUUGGUGGAUUCCAGAGGUUGCAGUAGGUUGGGCGGGUAACUUGACUCGAAUGUGAUUAAACUCGUGUCGUCCGGCGGGGCCUCGUAGCUCAAGUGGUUAGAGCUUUAGCUGUAAUAAAGUCUUCCCCUUACUGCGUGGGGUCGAAUCCUACCGAGGCGCCGAGGUUUUCAUAGUUGUAUCAGUAUGAAUUAUUCAAAAUCUGCCAAAGCAUAUAUGAAAAGGAAGAAUAUCUCUGGGCCUGUCUUCUAUGGGUAUGCUUGUGCGUAUGCACUCACCCCCCCCCCCGUAGUCAUCGUGACUUUUCCGUGCACAUUCAAACAACCGGUACCUUGGCAUGACGAAAAUAUUUUGGUACUUUGCGACAUGACAAUUAUCAUCACAACACCCCCUUUCAUAAGUAAUCCCUUCCCAACCGAGAUCAUUUAGUUAUUGUUUCACCUGUUAAAGGGAAAUUUCAUGGCGCCAGUCUGGGUAUUUUCUGUCUAUCAGUAGAGUUCAUGUGUGGUAAUUCAUUUCAGGCGGUGAAAAGGCGCUCCUCUUGACAGGUGGAGAGAUGAUUGGAAUCGCCGUCGGCUCCUGUAUCGUUCUCGGUUUUCUCAUCAGCGGCUGCAUCCUCCUUCGUCGGCGCAGCAAAGAAACAGUAGUCACUCCCAACGGUUUCGCCCGUGGACAAAUGGUCUAG
Molecule: messenger RNA, 13606 nt
Organism: Spirometra erinaceieuropaei
Lineage: Eukaryota; Metazoa; Platyhelminthes; Cestoda; Diphyllobothriidea; Diphyllobothriidae
Source: the annotation of a GenBank genome assembly